Molecule: messenger RNA, 1044 nt
Organism: Argentina anserina (silverweed cinquefoil)
Lineage: Eukaryota; Viridiplantae; Streptophyta; Magnoliopsida; Rosales; Rosaceae
Product: protein yippee-like At5g53940
Exons: 5
Coding region: 200-583 (127 amino acids)
Source: RefSeq, a predicted model, not a curated record
GAAACAGCCGCCGGGGUGAACUUUCCUACAAUUUUUGUUCGGGUUUUGGGGAACUGCCAUCGUAAACCAUUGGCCGAGGCGUGGCACUGUGCCAAUCCACCUUUCUUUGUCUUAUAUCCUUCACUUGUUUCUUGUUUCGUUAGAAGUUCAGGUACUUCAAGAAGAAGAAGAAGAAGAAGAAGAAAAAGUAGUGUGUUAGAUGGGAAGAAUAUUCGUGGUAGAGCUAGAGGGAAGGUCUUACAGAUGCAAGUUCUGCAAGACCCACUUGGCCCUCGCCUCCGACUGUGUUUCUCGGGCUUUUCGUAGCCGCCGCGGAAAAGCGUACCUCUUCAACAAUGCGGUGAAUAUAACUAUUGGAGCAUUAGAGGAGAGGAUGAUGCUCUCAGGUCUGCACACUGUUGCGGAUACAUUUUGCUGUUUCUGUGGGCAAAUUGUGGGCUGGAAAUAUGAGUCUGCACAUGAGAUGGCCCAGAAAUAUAAAGAGGGGAAGUUUGUCCUUGAAAGGGGGAGCAUGGUCGAGGAAUUAGAUCUCUCCACAGAGUUCGACAUUGAUUCUGAAGAUGCUGAGGUUCUUAGUUUAUAGUUGCACUGGACAAUGCAGAACAGCGGCAAUGUUCUUAGUAUUUGAAUAAUGCAGAGUGAAACUUAAUAUAUACUUAGUUGAUUUGCAUGCAACGAAGGCAACAAAUGAACCUGAUACUCGGUGUAUGCUGUUAAUGCAUAGAUGACUUCAUGCUACACUUUUGCAUUUGUGCUAUCAUCUGCAUUGCUUUUUUUCAAGUUCUAUGGAGAUAUUAUGCAGUUGAUUUUGUUUUUCUGUUGAUAUAAUUACUUUAAUAGUGAAUUACUGGAACCCGUUCUUAUGAACGACAAUUAUUGUAUCAGCAUCCGAAUUUGAUAAACAUGACCUAUCUUAUAGGAGUUAGUUAUAGACUUAUACCAGUGAAAUCCUUCAAAAGUUAAAAAAAGGGGACAGUUUAUACAUGAUUAUACUCAGAUUAUUCGGUAGAUCAUAUAUCUUUCAUCCUCUUUCAUCAUGGUAAU